UCUCAUAUAACGAUGUCGAGAUCAUUAGCCAUGUGUUUAGUGAUUUUAGGUGCGACUGGAGUAACCCAGCAAAUAUCAUCUAAAGUUGAUUUUGCGGAAGAAGAAUCAACAGUCGAGAAAACUUCUGACACCGAUGAGGAUCUCGAAGUGAAGCAUACUAUUGUCGUUUCAACGAAACUCAAAAACAAUAACCGAAGAGGAUUGCAUACAGAUGGCGAUGCGGGUGUUCUUACAUACAAAUUUGGUAAUAAAAAUGCUAAUGAUGAGGACAGUGGUGAAGUUCCCAUAGUUAAAGCAUUCAAAUCAGUUGAAACAACACAGAUAAGAACGCCAGACUCUCGUCUCAAACCCGUAACAUAUACUUAUCCAGAACUCGUUCUUCACAAUAGAAAUUCACGUGACGAAUUUGACUUAUAUCCCAAUUUAGCCACAAAUCCUAUGCAAUGGAAACCUUCAUCAUUCUUUAAUAAUGUAAACUGGUGGAAUCAAGACAAUGCUAAUUUCGACAGUCACGCCAGGAGAAGCAGACCUGAUUACCAAAAGUUUAAUAGAAGAGUGAAUGAUGAUGGGGUCAGAGAAUUUUAUUGCAAAAAAUGUAGAGAAAUGAAUGGUCUGAGAGGAUGCAUCCAACCGAAAACGAACUCUAUGUUCCUUGAAAGUACGACACCGAAAAUUAAAAUUGACGGAAAAUUAGCUAAAUUAAAUUGAUAGUGUACUGUGUUUGUUUUAUUUGAUGGGUACAUAGCAAGGUGAUGUUAUCUCGUAACCUUGGGAAAGGCAUAAAGGUUGCAGCGCACUCAUGACUAAUAUGUUGAUCGCAUAUUUAAUAAAUCUUCAUACAAUCGCUGAUUUUAUGGGAAUUUUUUAAUAUACGACAGCUGUAAUGCUAUUGUUUUUUAUUAGUAGCAAUAGCAAUGUGAACAUCAUCGUGUGGAGGUUGAAUACCAAGUAUCUCGUUUCACCCACAAUGUGUAGAAAAAUUAUAAAUAAAACUUGAUUAUUGUUUAGAUCAAGUUUUUCAAAUUUUGGAAUAUAAAAAGUACCUAAAAUAAAACAUGAAUUGAGCAUACAUCUGACAGAAUGCUGUUGAAAGUCCGUAUACCUACGGACAGAUUUAUAACAUAUAUCACCUACCACAUAAA
Messenger RNA from Vanessa atalanta (red admiral), 1142 nucleotides. RefSeq lists its product as uncharacterized. Lineage: Eukaryota; Metazoa; Arthropoda; Insecta; Lepidoptera; Nymphalidae. The record is from RefSeq and is a predicted model, not a curated record. The coding region runs from base 13 to 708 and encodes 231 amino acids. The transcript has 3 exons.